GACCACUACUUCUCCCCUAUCCAACACGACACCUCUUGUUAGUUGUUCAUGUCAUAGUAUAUACAUCCUUGUCGGCUUUAUCUUUUUUGUUGUGUCUAUUUUUAUUUGUGAAAACAUUAAAUAUUAACUUGUCAUUAUUUCGAUCACCUACAGAGAAUUUUAUUUCCGUAUAUCAGUGAUUCACAUUUUAAUGUCUGAAGACUAAGCGAUAAGAAAGCAAAAAUCACUCUAAAUUUGUUAGUUUUUAAUUCCUUCUUCUUAGUCAAAUUUAAAAUAUAUUCAUAAAUUUGACACUUGAUCAUUUGUGUUAUGUUUGAUAGAAAAUUCCAAUAGUAAUAAUAUCAAUACCUAAGAAAUUUACUUAGGUAUGUCACGUAAACAAAAAUGGCGAUCCAAAUCAGAAGAUUCUUUUGAAGAUAUUCCAAUAUCUCUGACAAUUGAAACUUUGACAGGUACAGCUUUUGAAAUAAGCGUAUCACCCUCUGAUUAUGUAAGUUCACUUAAGGCAAGAAUACAACGAGUUGAAGGAAUCCCAGUCAAUCAGCAACAUUUACUUUCAGGAGAGAAAAUUUUAUCUGACAAUACUACAAUAGCCUAUAAUAACCUUUAUAAUGGGGCAACAUUGCGAUUGGUAUUGUCAUUACAAGGGGGACCCAUUGGAACAAGUCGAAGAAUGUUACCUCUUGAUAACGAAACCAUUAAACAAUUGGUGGAUCUUAAUAGAAAAGAAAUAUUGGAAGAUGCCCCUCCAGGAAGUAAACUUGCAGUAUUAAUUUUUCGUGAAGGAGAAGUUAUUAAUUUACUUCGAGUGAUUGAAAACAAUGAUGGUUCUAUUACGAAUUUAAUGGAAUCUCCCAGAAAAAUAUCUACUGAACAAACAGAAAAGAAAAAAUGUAAGCAAUCUGUUGACAAUAAUGUAACAUAUCGAAAAAUGAUGCAGUUAAAACAUAAAUUAGAAUCACUUUCUAUUUCAUCUAAAAGCAAACUAAAAAAAACCAAACCUGAGAAUCGAAAAUCUAUUACAACUUCUGAUAGAUCACAAUUAAAUACUGAAAAAGAUAAUAGUAAACGUCAUACUUGGAGAUUACCUAAAAUUGUUCAGCCUUCAACAGGCUUGGAAAAAUAUGUGCAUAGUGCAGAAUUUUCAAGAAUACCUGUUUUACCAACAAUUGCUAGUGCAUGCUCUGAAAAAAGUACAAAAACAAGUACAACCAGACAAAUUUGUCAUUUAAUGAAUGAUCCUAGACACACUGGCAGUACUUCAAGUAUUGACAGUAUUUCAGAAUCUGGUACAGACGUUGAAGUAUCUAGUGCUGAUUGGUCUAGACGUCCAAGUACCUCAUCAUUGCUGUUGUCACAUAAUAUACAUAUUAAUGUAUCUAGACAAACAUCACCGACUGAGCAAAUGGCAACUAUGUCUCUUACUAACAAUACAGGAUUAGGUGCUAUACACAGAAUUUUAAAUAGGUCGGAUAUGCCUAUUCAAUUGGAUGAUAAUGAUGAACCAAUGGGAACUGAGCAUAAAAACGAAGAAAAACCUACUUCAAUUGCUGUAGUAAAGGAUCUAAGCAAUACCACUACUGAAACUCAAACUGUUGAAAAAAAGAAAAAGCGAUGUGCCCAAUGCAAUAAAAAACUAACAAUUAGUGCCCAAUAUACAUGCCGAUGUGGACUUAUAUUUUGUCCAGAACACAGGUAUUCAGAGUCACAUAAUUGUUCUUAUGAUUAUCAAAAAAAUGGUCGUGAUUCAAUUGAAAAGAACAAUCCAUUAGUUGUGAGACCAAAGUUACCAAAAAUUUAAUAGAUGGUUGAAAAUACAAUAUUUAAAUAUAUCUCUGUAGUUAAUAGCUGUAUAGAUAUACACUGACACGCAAAUUUGUAUGAAAAUUUAUUUGCAAAUACGAGUUAUAAACAAUUCA
Messenger RNA from Daktulosphaira vitifoliae (grape phylloxera), 1919 nucleotides. RefSeq names its product AN1-type zinc finger protein 4-like. Bases 368 to 1801 code for a protein of 477 amino acids. Lineage: Eukaryota; Metazoa; Arthropoda; Insecta; Hemiptera; Phylloxeridae. Gene Ontology annotation, molecular function: zinc ion binding; protein binding. The record is from RefSeq and is a predicted model, not a curated record. The transcript has 8 exons.